AUGCCAGGGCGAAUCCCGCCCCACUUCGCAGAGGAGGCGGAGCCCACCGGGCCGAUCCGCCCUUGUCGCCGCCAAGGAGCUGCAACUUCGGGUGAGGCGCUACUGCCCAUGGUGCUGAGCAGGCGGACAGCCAGCGACUUCUUGGGUGAGGUGCGGCAGGAGCUGUGCUCGCGCUCACGCGCGCGCAGCGCCUUCGCGGAGGCUGAAGAAGAGACGAGGCACCACGCAGAGGAAGUGAAGCACGAGGCGACCCGGGCUCGAUCCAAAGCCGGCCGAGUCGAAGAGCGAAGCGUCUGGGCCAAGGGCCAAGCCAAGAGCUCCUAUCGCAUCUCCAAGAGGGCCAACAGGGUGGCCUUCGGGGCUCUUCUCUUCACCAUCAUGGGGGUCGCUAUUGACACCGUCUCGAACGUCAUUACCGUCUUCACAACGAAGAGGAUGAUGAACGACCUCGAAGACGAGGCUGCACAGGCACUGGCCCGACGUCGACGAAGUGAGCAGCGGUGA
Molecule: messenger RNA, 504 nt
Organism: Symbiodinium natans
Lineage: Eukaryota; Dinophyceae; Suessiales; Symbiodiniaceae
Source: the annotation of a GenBank genome assembly